AUGAAUAGCACAGAAGCAUGUAGUUCCUGGAACGGUAUUGACUCUGGCGAGGAGAUCGUUAUUUCUGGUAUUGCUGGUAGAUUUCCGGAUUCAGAUAAUAUGAAUCAAUUACGAGAAAAUCUAUUUAAUAAAAAAGAUCUUAUUAGAGGUGAUCAUGGACGAUGGAAGAGAGAAUAUCCAAACGUAUCAAACCGUAGAGGAAUAGUUAAUAAUUUGAACAAGUUUGAUGCGGAUUUUUUCGGAUUAUCUUUCGACCAAGCGCACACACUCGGACUUGACACGAGAAUGAUACUGGAACAUUCUUAUGAGGCAAUUAUCGACGCGGGGAUCAAUCCGAAGCAAUUGCGAGGAAAGAAUACUGCCGUGAUCAUAGCGGUAUCCUAUUCUGAAACGCAAGCUAAAUUUUUAUAUGAGGAUCUUGAGAUGGAUGGUCUGAAUCUUAUUGGAUGUAGCAAAUCUACAAUGGCAAACAUGAUUUCGUACCAUUUGGAUCUGAAGGGACCAUCGUAUACACUCGAUACAGCUUGUAGCACUAGUCUCUAUGCCAUGGCUCUUGGUUAUCAUGAUAUUAUGUCGGGCGAAUGCGAAGAUGCGAUAAUUGGGGCUGUACAAUUAGAUCUCAGUUUAAUUGUAAACCUGCAGUUCGCUCGUCUUGGUGUUUUGUCACCCAACGGUUGCUGCAGACCUUUUGAUAUCGCUGCAAACGGUUAUGUACGUAGCGAAACGAUAGGAGUGAUGUACCUUCAAAAAGCAAAGAAUGCAAAAAGGAUUUAUGCUAUAUGUCCUCAUAUUAAAACAAUGAACGAUGGUUACAAGGAAGAAGGAAUAGUACAUCCAUCGGUGCUUAUGCAAAGUACUUUGCUAACGGAAUUUUACGAUGAGUGUAGAAUAUCAACAUCUUGCUUGGAUUACAUUGAAACACAUGGUCCCGGUACUAAAGUCGGCGAUCCUCUGGAAAUCAAUGCUAUUUAUAACGUUUUGUGUAAGAAUAGAAAAACUCCAUUAAUGAUCAGCUCCGUAAAAUCUAAUCUUGGUCAUGCUGAAGCUGCAAGUGGUUUUACUCAGAUCGCUAAGGCAAUAAUAGCAUUUGAAACCGGUUUCGUUCCACCAAAUAUUAAUUAUACAUCACCACCACCAAAUAUAGAUGCCUUAAUAAAUGGAACUGUUCGUGUCAUCGAAGAACCGAUGCCACUUAAAAACGGUUAUAUAGGUAUCAGUUCUUUAGGUUUCGGGGGAGCUAUUGCUCACAUGUUAUUAAAGUGGAACCUCAAACAAAAAGUUAACAAUGGAACACCGAAUAAUGACUUGCCAACACUUGUAAUAUUAUCUGGGAGCACUGAAGAAUCAGUGAAGUUAUUCUUAAACGAUGUCGCUAAUUGUCCGAUAAAUAUAGAAUAUAUCCGUUUAAUACACGACGUUUAUGAAGACAGCAUAGAUGGUCACUUAUGGAGAGGAUUCACUAUACUGAAUGUUUUGCAACAAGAUUCAAUAAGGGAAAUUCAAAAUUGCGAGAAUACGAAAAGACCUGUUUGGUUUAUAUUUUCUGCUUUAGGCUCGCAAUGGCCAGGAAUGGGUCGAAAUUUAUUAAAAUUUCACGUCUUUGCAAAUGCGAUAAGAGUGUGCGACGUUACUUUAAAACCAUAUGGUAUAGGUGUCGCGGAUAUUUUGACAAAGACAGAUGAAAAAGUGUGCGAAGACGCGUUACACGCGUUUGUUGGCAUUGUUGCUAUUCAGAUCGGUUUAGUAGAUCUCUUAACAUCAUUAGGAAUUAUUCCGGAUUACAUGAUUAGCCAUUCUGCUGGUGAACUUGGUUGCGCGUACGCCGAUGGAUGUCUCACCAUCGAACAAACUAUUUUAUCAGCAUAUUUUAUUGGUUUGGCGUGUGCCGAAGGAAAAAUAAUUCGUAGCUCUAUGGCAAUUGUCAGUCUUGAUUACGAGUGUCUCAAAAACAUGUGUCCAGUGGAUAUUGAAAUAAUAUGUCGCAAUAGCGAGAACAGCAGCGUUGUGAGUGGACCCACAGAAUCCGUGCAAAAAUUUAUGAAAAUCUUGCAGAUCAAUAAUAUUCACGUGAAAGAGGUACACUGCAAUGUACCGUAUCACACUUCUUAUCUCGCAUCUGUGAAAAUUCAACUUUUGCUUAAUUUAAACAAAGUAAUAUCACGGCCGAAGAAACGGAGUCCAAAAUGGAUCAGCACUUCCAUACCUUGCACCGAAUGGUUCAACUCAGAAUCAAAAUUAUCAUCGGCGGACUAUCAUACACAUAGUAUAUUAAAUACCGUUCUCUUUGAACAAACAACGCAUCUAAUUUCAAGUAACGCAGUGACCAUCGAAAUUGCGCCAGAUAGCGUUCUGCAGCACGUUCUGAAAGAAUCCUUGUGUUCGGAAGUAAUAAACGUUGUAUUGACUCGACGCACUGAACAAAAUAUUGACGUAAUUUUACAAGGAAUUGGAAGGCUGUAUAACUGUGGCUUACAGCCGAAAGUUGCUAAUUUAUACCCGCCAGUGGAAUAUCCUGUUAGUCGAGGAACUCCUAUGAUUUCCCCAUCGAUCAGAUGGGAUCACUCCAAAGAUUGGUAUAUACCGAGUUUUGAAACACAAAUGUCCAUAAAAUCUCGAGAAAGAUGUGUCGAAAUCUCACUUGACUAUGAGGACUACUAUUAUAUGCACGGUCAUAAAAUUGAUGGAAGAAAUUUGCUACCCGCGACGAGUUAUCUUGAACUCGUUUGGGAAACUUUCGGUAUGAUGAAAGGGAUAACAUACACAACAAUACCGAUAAUAUUUCGAGAUGUAAACUUUAUUCGCGCUACUCACUUAAUGAAAAGUAAUGCUGUAAAAUUGAUGAUUGCGAUACAGAAAGAUGGGAAGUUUGAAAUAACCGAAAGAGAUAGCGUUCUUGUGACAGGUACAGUGCACGAGAUAUCGAAUCCAGAACAGGAAAUGAUUCGGACAGAUCUAUUACCGGAGAUUAACGAUGAGGAAGAAUAUAUAACUGCUCGAGAUAUCUAUAAGGAGUUGAGACUGCGUGGUUACCAGUACAGCGGCUGGUUUCGCGGAUUACAUAGCGCAUCUAUUUCAGGCAAUAAAGGACAUAUUGUUUGGAAAACAAAUUGGGUAACGUUUAUGGAUACUAUGAUGCAGAUGUGUAUUAUUGGAUAUGAUACCAAAGACUUAUGUGUUUCGACGAGUAUUCAGAAGUUGGUGAUCAAUCCUAAGCUUCAUGCAUCGAUGCUACGAAACAGCGUGGCUGGCAUGGAAGAUACGCAAGGACACGCGACAUGCAAGGAUAAAACAUUACCGAUACGAAUAUACAGAGAAUUAGACACAAUUAUAGCUGGCGGAAUAGAGAUGCAAGGCUUAAAAACCACUCAGAUCUCUCGCCGAAGAUUGGCUCAGGAUGUUCUUAUCGAAGAACACGUAUUUGUAGCUCAUCAUGAUCGCGCUAAGAUUUCUUUGAACGAAGCGAUUCGAAUAUCGGCGCAACUCGCGCUGGAAGAUCAUCAAAUCAUCAAAGUGAAAACCAUCGAGCUAGUGGAAGAUGUCGACGAUGUCGCACCAGAAUAUCUCUCUUCUUCGUUGCUGCUUGAGGCUUUUGGUGAUGUGCCAUUGAUACAAACGAAUAUCAUUGUAUUAACAUCGCCGAAUCGUUUUAGUCCAGCAGAUCUACCGCAGAACAUUUCAAUUAGAGAUUUAAACAAACCAUUUGUAGAUGACAAAGCCUUAAUAGUUGCCGGAUUCAACCUUUUGACCAAGCAACAAGCCUCGUUAGAACGACUUUUGUCAUUUCUGAGAGAAGGUGGCUAUCUGUUGUCACGUGAGAAAUGCGACGUAGUUAACUACACCAAAUAUUUACAGCAAUACGAAUUAAAUGUUAUUCUUGAAAAGCGCACCGACAAAGAAAUGAUUGUGCUUCUGAAGAAGAAAAUUCUGAUAAAAAAGAGAAUUGUUGUCUACAUAAAUAAUAAUAAUUUUAAUUGGCUGGAAGAUCUAAAACUGCUUGUGAGCGAUGAGAAUAAACUCGAGGAAAAGAGUAGGAUUAUAAUGGUUGGAGAGAGAGAUUUUGAAUGCGGUUUAUUAGGUUUUAUUAAUUGUUUGAGAAAAGAGCCAGGCGGAGAGUUUGUUAGAAGUCUGCUUAUUCAAGAUGAGAAAGCCCCUAAGUUUUCUCUACAGGAUCCUUUCUAUAUACAUCAAUUGCAAAAAGAUAUGUUCAUUAAUGUAUUGCGAUCUAAUGAAACCUGGGGAUCAUACAGACAUUUGCGAUUACCACGACCGAAAGCCGAACCCGUACCUACCGCUCAUGUAUGCCAAACGGCCCGUGGUGAUCUAGGUACAUUUUGUUGGAUAGAGAACAGUCUAUGUGUCGAAGCCCGUCGUGAGGAUUUGGUGCGUGUGGUUUACUCAUCGCUCAAUUUCAAAGAUGUAAUGCUUGCGACUGGUAAAUUAGUAUCUGAUCAAGCAAUCUCACGAGAACGGUUUCAAUGUACUCCCCUUGGGUUUGAAUACGUAGGAUUCGAUCCCACUGGGCAACGUGUAAUGGGAAUCCGUGAUACCGAUUGUAUUGCAAACGUCGUUGUAAAAGAUAAAGAUUUCUGCUGGAAGAUACCCGAUGCAUGGACAUUCGAAGCGGCGGCGACGGUCCCGUGCGUUUACAGCACGGUUUACUUAGCCUUAUACAUACAUGGGAAAAUGAAAAAAGGCAAUAAGAUACUUAUACAUUCUGGUGCUGGCGGUAUUGGACAAGCAGCUAUUCACCUCGCUCUCAAAGAAGGAUGCGAGGUGUUCACUACUGUGGGCACGAGAGAAAAACGGAACUUUAUUAAGAAGAUGUUUCCGAUCAUUCUGAAUGAACAUAUUGGAAAUUCACGAGAUACCAGCUUUGAACAAAUGAUAUUGCGAGAAACAAACGGUCGCGGCGUCGACAUCGUGUUAAAUUCAUUGGCAGAAGAAAAGUUAAUCGCGUCCAUUCGUUGCUUGGCGCAAAAUGGUCGUUUUCUGGAAAUCGGCAAAUUUGAUCUCAUUUCUAACAAUCCGCUAGAUAUGUCUAUGUUUCAAAAAGGUAUUAGUUUCCAUGGAAUUCUACUCGAUAAAAUGAUGUGUCCUGGCGAUCACAAGUAUAAGUCGCUGUUGUCCAAAAUGAUAACCGAUGGUCUUAAAGAUGGUGUCAUCAAACCAAUUCAAGUAAAAGUUUUUUCGAAAACAGAAAUCGAAGAAGCUUUUAGAUACAUGGCGAGUGGAAAACACAUGGGAAAGAUAAUUAUAAAGAUCCAGGAAAAGGAUGAACCUCUAGACAAGCCCAUUGUCGCAUAUCGUCGCUAUUACUGUCUCAAAAAUAAAAGUUAUAUUAUAUUGGGAGGUCUAGGUGGAUUUGGUUUGGAGUUGACCGAUUGGUUAAUAUUUCGAGGCGCCAGGAAUGUCGUGUUGAUAUCGCGAACGGGAAUAAAAAAUGGGUAUCAACGCAUGAAAGUUCGACUAUGGAAGUCGUACGGUGUAAAUGUGCUGAUUAUCAAGGAUAUCGAUGUCGCUGAUCCCAAGGACUGCGAAUACCUCUUGCAAACUGCCGAAAAGAAAGCGCCGGUGGACGCAAUAUUCAAUCUCGGUAUGGUGAUGAAGGAUGGCGUGUUGAAGAAUCAAACCGCGGAGACCUUCGCGGAGUCUUUCCAACCAAAGGCUUCAGCAACGCAAACAUUGGACAAACUUUCUAGAAAGAUUUGCUCCCAACUGCGGCACUUCGUGGUAUUCUCUUCCAGUGCCUGCGGUAGAGGAUACGCUGGACAGACUAAUUAUGGCAUGGCCAACUCUAUUAUGGAGAGGGUGUGCGAGAAGAGAGCGGAGGAAGGAUUACCCGGAUUGGCGAUUCAGUGGGGAUUAGUGGGUGACGUGGGUAUCAUCGCUGACAUGCAGGAGAACGAUGGGAAGGAACUGAUUACCGACCGCCUCGGCCUCUUGCAGCAAACGAUAUCUUGCUGUCUCGACGAGCUCAAUAAAUUUUUAAUUCAAACCCGACCGGUUGUAAGCAGCUUGGUCGUAGCUAAAAAGAAAGCAAUAUCUUCUGGAUUUAACAACCUGAUAAAAACUGUCGCCAAUAUUUUAGACAUAAAAGACAUAAAGUUUGUAAGUCAAAAUUCAUCUCUGGCCGAACUUGGAAUGGACUCCAUAAUAGCCGUGGAAAUUAAGCAAACUCUGGAACGAAAGUUUGACAUUUUUUUGACUGCGCAAGAGAUACGAAAUCUCACCUUCGCGAAGCUUAAUAAGAUGUAAUUAUUUUGAAUUUCGGUACAGUACUUCGACAUAAAGUUGAGUUUAAUUGGG
Messenger RNA from Temnothorax curvispinosus, 6306 nucleotides. Its product is annotated as fatty acid synthase-like. The transcript is spliced from 16 exons. NCBI's taxonomy places the organism in Eukaryota, Metazoa, Arthropoda, Insecta, Hymenoptera, Formicidae. The record is from RefSeq and is a predicted model, not a curated record. Gene Ontology annotation, molecular function: oxidoreductase activity; fatty acid synthase activity; 3-oxoacyl-[acyl-carrier-protein] synthase activity. Bases 1 to 6255 code for a protein of 2084 amino acids. Gene Ontology annotation, biological process: fatty acid biosynthetic process.